AUUCCGCAGUCACACUGAUGCCAACCUAACUUUUCGUUUUGGGGAUUCUGAUUUUCUGUGAUAAAAAAAGCAGCAGCGGCCAAGCUAGUGCAGUUGUUGCCCCUUCAAUAAUUUGAUGGUCACUAUGGAGAACAGCGAGGAGAUUCUACAAAUUCUGGAGCGUUUCACACGCCUCAAGCAGAAGGAGAUACCCAAGGAGCUGGAGGACUAUCUGCAGUAUGUGGCCAAGACCGGGGACACCGUUUUCAAGUGGGCCAGCCUCAAGUAUCUGUUCCGCGAGAAGCUGCUCAGCGUGAUCAAGCACUUCAAUGAGGACUCACCACGGCUUGAAGAGAUACCAAACUAUCCGAAUGUGGAUCCCUUCAAUUACGAGACCAUGAAAUCGUCGCUGCUGGAGAGACUCGAUCUGUUCAAUGCGGCUCCCUUCACCGUACAGCGACUCUGUGAGCUGCUCAUCGAUCCUCGGAAGCAGUACUCGCGCAUCGAUAAGUUUAUGCGAGCCCUGGAGAAGAAUAUACUGGUGGUCAGCACCAUUGAUCCGGGACGUAAGCGUACGGAGAGCGAGAACGGCGACUCCCUGGACUCUGUGGUGAAUGGUGAUCUCUCGUUGGAGGUCAACAUUGACAUUGAAAUGGAGAACGAGGCGGCGGCGGCGGGUCACUUCAACAACGGCAAGGCCAGUGGUGAGGGCUGCAGUGGUAGUGGUGGCGUUGGCGGUGGCGGUGGCGUUGGAGGAGGUGCUGCCAAGGCUAGUUGCCCGCGCUCGGACGGGGGUGCCAUCCAGCCCAAGGCGAAGAAGGCCAAGCUGGAGUUCGAGGGAGAUGGGGCCGACGCAGUCGCUGAAGAUGAGGAUGAGGGCGAGGCCGGUGAGUCCGAGCAGGCCACCAAAGCCAAAUCCGAGGACGCCGAGGAAGACGCCGACGAGGAUGAUGAUAAAAACGACGAGGACGAGACUGAUGCCGAUGCUGAUGCAGCCCAGGAGGCAGCCGAGAUCGAAGAGCCCGACGAGGAUGAUGAGGAUGAUGCGAAGACUGCCAAGCAGGCUCUCAAUGGCACCAAACAAAAGCAGGGGCAGGAGCAGGAGCACGACGAUGACGAGGAAGCCUCUCCCGAGAGUGACCCCACUGGUGGCCCAGACGAUGACGACGACGAAGACGCCGGCCUAUCGCCAGAGGCAACCGUCAAAGAAACUGCCGAUGAGAAGGAGGACGAGGAUGCCGAUGCCCUAGCCGAAGUCGGUGAUGCUGCCGAUCCGCAGCCGGAGAAGAUCAUUGAGAAGCAGGAAAUCGAAAAAGCCGAGAAGACGGGCAAGAAAGUCGAGCCAAAGACCAAGUCUGCCACCGAUGAGGGGGAUGGGUUAGCUGACGAUAAAAAGGGCGAAGCCCAUGCCAACGCCAAGGCCGAAAAGGAGAUCGUUGAUAAAGUUGCGGACAAAGAGUCAACAUCCGCAUCUACACCCACUAAAAAGGACAAGAAAGAGGGACAGGCGAAAAAGGCUGCCACACCGGAACCCAAACUAGCAUCGGCAAAGAAGGCAUCACCGACCGGUAAGGCCGGCAAAGCCACUGACGCCGCCGAAGCAACCGCUGACGCCAAGGAGCGGAACACUGAAAAGACUGAGACCGAAUCGGCCGCUAGCAAGAAGCAGCCGCUGGCCCCUGCCGAACCAUCCUCAUCGGAGGCCGUCGAUAAUAAGAAAAAGGCCGACAAGACUGCCGAGAAAGCUUCUGAAGCUUCUGACAAAGAGCCCGUCGAGCCCGCUGAGACCACUGAUCAAGCUGAUCCAGCAGAGGGCGAUGCCGAUGCUGAGGAAGAUGAGGCCGCACCGAAAUCUCUCUCGCCAGCCAUAGCUGACGAUGAGCCUGCACCAACACCGCCAGAAGUCACCAAGGAGGCAGCCACAGCUGCCACUCCACCAGCACUCGCGUUGAACGAUCAACCGAUGGAGGACACACCGGCCGAUGAGGAGACAGGAGCAGCAGCCUCUGGGGCAGCCGACGGGGAGGAGAUGGUAAUGUCCGAGGAGGCUGCCUCCUCCUCAGCUGUCGCCGAAAUGGUAACCGAGGACGCAGCCGCCGCCAAAGACGAUAUGGCCGCCAUGGAGGUGGACGACACCAGCCAGGAGGUGAUGGACCAGUAAACCAUGCCAAUUCCAAGCGACUAAUAACAACAUACUAAUCCAUAUACAUAAUUAGCUAUAUAAGACAGCACCUAACACAUGCCACAUCCCAGAUCCUAUAUCAAUCAUCUCAGACACUUCCCCUCAGUCGCUCAAAUAGAAGAUAUUCGUCAAUA
Drosophila subobscura is the source of this 2295-nucleotide messenger RNA. It is a transcript of the gene PPP4R2r, whose product is annotated as serine/threonine-protein phosphatase 4 regulatory subunit 2. Gene Ontology annotation, cellular component: cytoplasm; nucleus; protein phosphatase 4 complex. The transcript has 4 exons. Bases 116 to 2140 code for a protein of 674 amino acids. Lineage: Eukaryota; Metazoa; Arthropoda; Insecta; Diptera; Drosophilidae. Gene Ontology annotation, molecular function: protein phosphatase regulator activity. The record is from RefSeq and is a predicted model, not a curated record. Gene Ontology annotation, biological process: protein dephosphorylation.